UAUCAUCUAGACUACUAGGACUAGAAUCUAAAAUCUAGUUCGUAGAUCUAGUUCUAAUGUAGAGUCUAUCUACAGACUCUAAAAUUAGUAGUCUAAAAUUCGAUGAAAUAUGAUUAAAUAUCUUUUAAUCCAGAUAAUAGGAGAUAUUGAAAUUGAGUUAAGACUAAGACUACAGAGAAUGAAGUAUUAAACUUGAAGAACUUAGAAAAUGUAAUCAGUGAUUUUAACCAACAAAAAAUGCAUUUUUUUCUGACUACCAAGAGCAUUAUUUCAUUGUCAUUAUGCACUAGAAAACUGAUUGACAAGUUAUCUAUAUGUGUGCGCCAAAAAUCUCACUAUGAAACUUUAGGAGUGACCCGCACAGCCACAAAAAGUGAAAUCCGCCAAGCUUUUCUUAAGUUGUCCAAGCAAUGUCAUCCUGAUAGAAGUAGCGGAAAGGGGGACAAAUCAAAUAGAGAGCAUCACAAAAAAUUUGUGCAGAUCAAUGAGGCAUAUUCAGUUCUGAGUAAACCAUUAACCAGGAGAGACUAUGAUUCAACCUUGGAUGCAGAGCGCUAUGUAGCUAGUCGCAUGAAGUCAUCUGCUUAUCGCACGCAUUCUUAUGGAAAUAACUCUGAUCCUGGCCAUACGUAUUAUAGAAAUAUUUACAAUGAAACUUAUUGGAAUGAUUACAGUGAUGGUAAAAAGGAAACUUUUGGCCCAAUGACAGAGAUUUUUUGGGUAACAUUUACAGUGACUACAGUUAUAAUUAUAGGCAUUCUGUAUUACAUGAACACUUUCAUAUCAGACCCUAAAUUGAAAAAGCUGCGUACUAAUUUGACUCAAGAAGAAGUAGACAAGUAUGAUUUAAUAAUGACAUCAACACAUGAAGGCAGCACUGUUUAUUAUUAUGCCAUUCCAAAAAAGAAUGACCCUAGUAAUUUUGAAAUUUUGACACUAAAACGUGAUAAAGUUGAAGGCUCAGAGCUUAAUAGAUUAUCAGAAUUAACAGAUGUGUAUGGUGAAAGAGAAGAAACUUGAUUAAAAUUAUUAAUCAUUAGUGUUAAAAUUUGAUAUUUGUAUAUAUGUAGUCUAAAUAAUGUCACAUUUAGGUAUUUUUAAUAAAUUAACAUGCAUAAAUAAACAAAUUGUAUAUAUUUUAUGUUUUUUUCGCACUUGUUUAUGAUUGAAAUUUUAGUGGAAUUGUGCUAACAAAAUUUUUAAUGCAAGUUUUCAGGAUUGAUAAUUAUAACUUGCACAUUAAACAUUGAGACAUCUACUGCAACUGACUGAGCAACUCUAAGAGUUUUUUCUCAAGUGGUUCAUAGGUUAGGUUAAGUAAAGCUCCUCAGCUCAGUAGACAACAGUUAAUGAGAAUAUUAAGUACACAGACCAUUGAAUUCGUUACUUUCUCUAAGCAAUCUAUGCCUGCCAAUGAAAAAGCUGCUAAGUUUCAGUGUUAUCCUUAUAUUUCCAGUAAAUAUCCUGGUCUCCACCAUGAGUCAAAGACUAAACCAUUUGUCCACCAUGUUCCUUUUCUCUGCUGCCUUUUAACUGACUGAGUUGAUUUUGUCACAAGACUCUCUGUCCUUGAAAAUUUGAAGUUUUGAUAUCCAGAGUAGGAGACACAAACUAAAUAAAAUAUAUAUGAUAUUUGAUUGGUGAUAUUAAUAUUACAAGGUUUAUUUCUGUUCAAGCAUACAUGUAUUUUGUUUUGAAAUUUGAAACCAAUAUUAAAUGUGUUAUUUUAAAUUGGUUUUUGAAAUGUAAAAAUUAUAUAUUUAUGGUUUGUUAUAUUUCUUAUGGAUAAUAAUGUAAUGUUAGGAGAUCUUAGAUUUUCUUUGUUUGCAUUAAGUCUAAUAAAAUAAGUAGGUCCCAGAUGCCACUUGUAAUACUGCACUCUUCCUUACUCUUUGGACUUGAAGACAAUGCCUUAUAAAUAUAUUUUUACAUUUAAAUAAACAAUUUUUCUUUUUAAAUACUAGCCCUUAAAAUGUUUACUUAUGAGAACUAAGAGUGAUAUAAUUUUCAUGUUCUGCAUUUCCCUGAGGUUGUAGUUAAAUUUCAUCUUUCUGGUAUCCAGUAAAACAAAUUGAGGCUGUAAAUAAUAAUAAUCCUACUAGAUAACUUUAAUCAAAUUGUAAGCUUUAUCCUACGUUAUAUAAAUUUCAGAUGUUCCCUUAAAAAAUGAUUGCUAUCUAUUCUUAUCCAUAUUUUAACUUAAAUGCUCUAAUACAGCACUUGGGAAGACAAAGUUCUUAUGUAAAUUUGUCCUGGUGUAUGGAGAAAAAUGGGCUUUUAUCUUUAAACCUUUUAUUUUUUUUAGUAGUAAAUUAUUGUUUAAUGUUUUAUGUGUUAUUGUUUAAUUACUUUGUUUGAUUUAUGUCUUGCAGAGUCUCUAGGUUAACUGAUUUUAACCAAUGAUAUUACUCUAAUUAAAUAUAAGUACUUGUAUUUAUUUGUCAUAUACCUUUCAACCCUUUUUUUUUUAAUUUUUUGUUCUUAUUUCUGGGGUUGAGGGAUCCCAAAACAGAAGUACAUAUUCUAGUAUUGUAUAUAUUAUGUUUUUUUAUGGGCUGUACAAAUGUUCUAAAUCACUAUAUAAUUUCAUCAGUAUGGGCUUCCUUUAUGUAUGUCAUUUAUUAUGACUCCUAAGAUAAGUACUCUUUAUUUGUUGAAUUUUUUAUUAAAUUUUAUUUUGCUACUUUUCACAGUGAAAAGAAAAUCUCCAAUUUGAUUCAUAUUUCUGUUAUUCAUUUAUUGUAUUUUCGUGCAUAUAACCCGCAGAUUAUACACAUUUUUACAAACUAAUGGUAGCUGUACAGGUUAUACAAAGGUGCGGGGGCUUACUAAAAUUUAUUUUACUCAUAAACAUUGCAGAAUGGAAACACCAGUAGGUCUUCAUACCUCCUAUAGAUCGCUGGGUGGUUGUGAAAUGUACAUUGUAAAGCUUUAUGAACAUCUCAUUAUAAACCUCAAGAAAACAAAUUGUACUGAUGCGGCAUGGAAUCUUUAUUAAACCAGUAAUCAGUUGUGACAAGUCACAUGUGGGUUAUAUAUAUAUGAGUGCGGGUUGUACAAUUUUGUUUUUACUUAUUUUGUAAUUUGUGAGGGGUAUAUGCACGAAAAUACAGUAAUUCUCUUUGUAAAAUGUCAGUUGUUUUUUUUUGUGUUAUUUUUUUUUAUCUAUAUUCUAUGCACUCGUCUGCUUUCAAAUAUUUUCUAAUAAAUUAAUCAAGCUAAUAAAGGUAACAGAGUACCCGUACCAACAAUUCUAGAAAUUUAUGUAAAGCAAACUUUAUUUUCAUGGUGGGAAGCGUGGUUGAGAGGCUAAGUGCGCUUGAACUUGGCUUGUCUUGGCUACCUAGAAGGGGGCUCGAGGUUCGACACCCGACUCGGGCAGAGUUGUGUUUACUGAGCGCUUAAAGGCAGCACGGAAAACCAACUCCUAGAUUCCCCCCCCCCCCCACUGGUCCACAAAUGAGAUUGGACCAAAGCGCUCUGAGCAUGCUAUAAGCAUAAAAGCUAUAAUAAUAAUGUCACAUGGUUGUUUGCUUAUUAAGCUGUUUUUUUGUUAUUGACAUUAAAAAUAUUUUAAAAUGAUUAAUGCAUGCAGUAAUUUGCAAAAACAUUGUAUAAUGAUGAUACUUAUUAAAUUAUUUAAUCAUU
Molecule: messenger RNA, 3648 nt
Organism: Biomphalaria glabrata
Lineage: Eukaryota; Metazoa; Mollusca; Gastropoda; Planorbidae
Exons: 1
Coding region: 238-1020 (260 amino acids)
Source: RefSeq, a predicted model, not a curated record